UUUUAAGGGAGUUACAGGAGAAACAUUAUCCACCAUAAUCACGUUUUUCAAGAAUUUUUCAAAUUUCGUAAAAGUUUUUGGUUUUUUGCUGUUCAUCAAUUUAUAUGCGACUGAUUCGAAUCAAACACCAUUGACGUGAGAUUGAUGCGUCAUACGGUACUUAAGUUCGUAUUUCUAAAACAUUUCCGACCACUAUAACAGAUAUACUUAGCGUAUUUUGUUCAGAAACGCAGCUGUUUGAGAAAAUCUUUUUUUCCACACCGCUUAGGGUGAUGUAUUAGUGCCAGUGCAAAAAUAUAGUAAUGUUAGUUUUUAUUGGUAGAUGACGCUACCUUGCUUCAUUUGUAACCAAUUGUAACAAGAUCUAAUGAAACAUGUUGAAAAUAUUUCGUUUUAAAAUCAGUUGUCAAGUCUUUCAUGAAAAAAUCGAUAUCUAAAACUUAUUUUGUGUUUUUCUCGAAACAUAGUUUUCUGACAGUAAAAUUGAAAUAACUUAGGCUCGGUUCAGGCAUUCCCAGAUAUUUUUUUGUUUGUUUUAAAGGUCUCAGUUGGGACUAACUUUUCAUCGGACGGAUUUUUGAUAUAAAGUUCUUAGGCUGAGAAAAGCUCAAUUUAUCGCCUUUUUUGGCGCCAUUUUUGAGACGUGUACAUUAAAAUGCUUAUAAAAAAUCAAUAGAGUCAAAUUUCAAAAAUCCGUCCGAUGAAAAGUUGCGCAUAGAGUCUAGCUUCAAUUUAAAACUACCCCGACCUCGAUAUCUAAUAGGGUCAUGGAGUUAUUUCGAUUCGCGUGGAGGCCAGAAAAUACAUCGUAACUCUAGUUUGGUAAGGAAUACAAGGCUGAAAUUUUUAUCAUAAAUGUUUCUAGUGGCGUAUCUGGAACAGUGGCGACUCGCUGGGAGUGGGUGGACAGUGGAAGUUGGCGCCACUCUUUUUUUGCUUUUAAAUGUUUAAUUAUGCGUUAUUAAAACCUGAAAUUUUUAGUGGAUGUAGUUCAUGUUAGGGCCAGAUUAUAAUAAAAAUUUCAGGUAUAAAUAACACACAAUUGAAAACUUAGAAGCAAAAAAAGAGUGGCGCCACUUUCCACUGCCCACCCACUGCCAGCGAGUCGCCACUGUUCUAGAUACGCCACUAAAUGUUUCUCAUCAGGGCCAACCAUCGCUAUAAGUUUCAGCCCGAANCCAGGCAUAGGGGCGGGAGGAGGGCAGGGGGGGUGGGGGGGGGGGGGGGGGGGGGGGGGGGUGCCCCCUUAAGUUCAGUCAGUAAAUUUUCAUUUCGAUUUCAAGAUUGUUUUGUCUUUUCUCGUUUGAAUGAUCUUUAUCUCUUUUGAAUUAACAAAUAAAAAAAGUACUUUUUCUUUUUUCUCCUAUUUAGACCUAUUCUGUUGAUCAUCAUCAUCAUUUCUAUUUGUUCUUGUUUGGUGAGGAUAUUUUUGAUUCAGGUUAGUCGAAUUUUUGAAUCAAUUUGGUAUCAACAUUCCGCGGUCUUUUUUUCGGUGUUAGUAGAUAAAUUUAAAUCAUUAAUCUGUUGUCACACAUCGGCAUUAUCAAUCGAAAAUGAAUAACAAAAGUGAGUAGUUGUUUGGUGUUCUUUAGAAACUUCUUUCCGAUUAUAAAUAUUUGAUUCAGUGGAAAAGUUUCUUCUUCUACUUUUAUUACGAAAACAAACGUUGGGAUAAUUCUUGAAAGAAGAUUUCAGCUUUUUGUUUAUUUAAUAAAUUGUUAUCUAUUGAUUUUUAUGUUUAGAUGUUGUCGAAAAAUUCAAGUUUAUUGUGUCUUCUCUACCGACAUCAAGCACAUUUAAACAACAGUUGGAAUCUAUUCUUGGUCAGUAUACAAAUGAUGAUGAAAUUUCAUUACGUAUGUUAAUCGACCAAACAUAUGUUCUAAUAUUUGAAAACAAUAAAAGCUCGUCAGAAUCCAAUACACCAAAAGAAGCUAGUGAAUUCACGAAAUCCACCGCAGGAACAGUCAACCAAAAAACAACUCAAGAAUUACUUAAUGAAAUUAUUGAUCAAUUGGAUGUCUUGUUAGCAGAAAUUAUAACUGGUGAAGAUGAUUUGACUCGAUUUAAUAUUGUGAAAAUCGACUUACGAGAAUUAUUCAUUCAAAUGGAAAAAAUGAUUUUUACGUUAGAAAAUGACGUUCCCAGGUCAAUGAUUCCGGACAACAGAUCCUGCAGGAACCGGCAGGAAAAUGCGGGAAAAUUCACCGUAUCCUGCAGGAAAACACCGGAAGUCGCCGGAACUGGGUGGCAGUAUUCCGGC
Rotaria sp. Silwood2 is the source of this 2263-nucleotide messenger RNA. Lineage: Eukaryota; Metazoa; Rotifera; Eurotatoria; Philodinida; Philodinidae. The record is from the annotation of a GenBank genome assembly.